AUGCAAGUCGAUCUCUCCGCGUUCUUUAGUGCUCACGAGGUGCUCGUGGAUUCCAAUGGCGCCGAGGUCGCAGUGGCACGGGCGUUCGCCGCGGCGGCCAACACAACACACAGGGCACACCGACACGCUACCGCACCCGAGUACGUGGCGGUGGCGCUGACAGUGCACUCCAAAGAAGCGUGCUGGAGCCGGCGACUGAAGGACGUUGUGCUGCGCUGCGUGGACCGCGCGACGGGGCGCGUGUACCCGCCGCUGGAUGUCUUGCAGUACAUCAGCAACGAUUCCCCUGCGUUUGUAUCGGGUGACGAGGGGACCGCAGAAGGAGCUGUUCGCGUAGUUUUCAGCGUACGCCCCUCCGCCGCCUUCGUGUCCUCUCCUCAGCGAAAACAACAUGCGGUGGAAGGUGAAGUCAUGCAGGGCGUGGAGCUGCCAGAGCUGGAGGACGCGGCCGCCGUUACGGCUGCCGCCUCUGAGGUCAUACAGAACACGAUAUCGGACAUGGACUUGUGGUACCGUGCGCGUGCGGCGCAUCAACAGUACGACUCUAGCAUUCCCCUCGAGAGCAUCCAUCAACUGGCCGGCUCGCUGCUCGACGUGGACGGAGGUGGAGAGGAGGGCAGCGGCGGCGGUACGCAAGAUGCUGCGCUUCUGCAGGCCCGACAAAAGCAGCAAGAAGAGAAGCUGGAGCAGCUGCAGUGGCAGCUGGCGCGGUGGCUAACGGAGCUGUUCCUAAACGAAGGCGGCUGGGCACGUGCGCAAGGACCCUCAGCAUCGGUAACGACGUCGUUGACGAAACAGAAGAACAGCGAUGCCGCUGCACGACGCCUCUUUCACGGUCCGCUGCGUCUCGCUUUCCCUCACGUGGUGGACGCGGCACUCUUUUCUGGCCCGAUAGCGCGUCAGCAAUCCUCUCUCACGGCGGAGCUGCCAGCGGGAGCGGAGACCGUCCCACGACGCCAGCUGCACACGGAUGUGCGCGGCAUGGAGUGGGACGGCCUGCUGAUUGGCUACACGACGCGCUACGCGUACAUCGCCGUGCCGUACUUUGUGUCGGCUGCAGAGACGACGGUGAAGGCGACGGCGUCAGUGUCCUGCGCGACGGAGCCGGCCUGUGUGUGGAGUAUUGUGAGCCGCCUGCCCAUUCCAGCGUUUGCGCGUCGAGAAGCUUCCCGGCGAAUGUCUGAAGAUGGGGCAGAGGAAGCAAACGGCGUGCCACGCACUAAGAAACAGUACGGGGCCCAAAGGCCGAGUAAAGAAACGCGCAAACGCACGCAUACGGAUGCAGACGCGGAAGCGAGCACUGCCGCAUCGUUUCCUGAUCGCGCCAGCAGUCGCCGCAGCGAUGCCACCGUUGCCCAGACGGUGCUGUCGCGCUGCUUCAACGUUGAGGAGGCCAUGCGACACGACACGAACGCCGCGGCGGCAUUCCGCCUGACCGAUGUGCCGUACAUCGUGACGGUGCGCGCCCAUCGAGUGUACUGCGCGCGGGCUGACGUGACGAAGCAGCUGCCGUUGCCGCCGUCCAACGCGCAGACGACUUCCCUGUGCACAAAGAAGCCGCAUCCCGCUGCUUCACCGUAUAGGCUGUCAAUGAUAUUAGAAGACGCCUACGUGGUAGCGCAUCGACCCGCAGGCAACAGCGCCGACACGUCGGUGUCUGGUGCGGAUGGCUCGUUGCCACCGCCAUCGGCGACGCACUGGGCGGCCGCUCUCUUCGGUGUAGGGGCUGGAAGAGAGUCCUGUGCCGCGACGGCGUCAUCCCUUGCGCGUUCGUUGCACACCUUUCCGGAUGUGGUGAGUGUGGUGCGGGAGAGCUGUCACCGCUUUGUCCGCUCGCACGAGCGCUUCUGCGCCACGUACACGCGCUGCCUCGAAGUAAAAAGACUGCAGGUAGCUCAGCAGUCGCCCACCCCCCAGCAGCCGCCUUCGGCGACAACACAUGGGGGUAGCAAGGACAAGGCGCCAUCACCUCAAGAGAGCGCCGACGAAGCGGCGAGGGGGUUGGAGCAGACUGAGCAGAGCGAGCUGCCGUCGCCGGCGGUGGCUGCUCAGCAGCUGCGUCUCCUACGCCGUGCCGAAGACGUCUACGCCUCCAUCGCCGACUCGAUGUCUGUCCACUACAAGAAGCUUCGCGGCGCGUCACGGGUGGCAAUCCCCAGCGUGCACACCAGCGCCGAUGUCCCUGCGUUGGAGGAGAGCAACAACGUCGAGUUCAAGGCGAAAGUUGGUCUUACCCAGUCGAGCGCCGAAGCGUUUUCCUCGUCUUCUUUCUAUCCUUGUGUCGGAGGGGGACGUGGACGCGGUCGACAGGCCAGCACGAUGGACACGGAGCGCCUGCGCAACACCAUCGCUGCCAUGGCGGCGUGCCGCGGCGGCCUCAUUUUGAUUGGCGUCGCGGACGACGGCCACAUUGUUGGCCACGCGAAGCAGCUGGAGGUGGGCAAGCACCUGCGCACCUCGGGCUUCUGUCCGGCUAUGGUGAAGGAUGCCGUGCAGGUGAAGGAGCUGCGGUGGCUGGAGAAGGCGAGGGAAGAUGCCACCGCCGUGUUGGAUGCUCCAGCGAAGCGCGCCAUGCCGGAGAACUGGUGGAAAACGCACGGCGCCAACUCCACCGCCGGAUCGGAUGCAUCUUCCUCGCUGAACAAGGCGGAGAGAGCUGCCGCGGACCGGGUCAUCACCGUGAUCAGCGUGGAAAAGGGGCAGGCGCCGUUUUACGCGACUUCGAAAAACACACCGCCGUACCAGCGCGGGUGUGCGAGUACGGUGGUGAUGCCGACCGUGGUGCUGGCGAGGCGGCUCAUGAAGGAGCUCGCUUGA
Molecule: messenger RNA, 2817 nt
Organism: Leptomonas pyrrhocoris
Lineage: Eukaryota; Euglenozoa; Kinetoplastea; Trypanosomatida; Trypanosomatidae
Exons: 1
Coding region: 1-2817 (938 amino acids)
Source: RefSeq, a predicted model, not a curated record